Molecule: messenger RNA, 507 nt
Organism: Notodromas monacha
Lineage: Eukaryota; Metazoa; Arthropoda; Ostracoda; Podocopida; Cyprididae
Source: the annotation of a GenBank genome assembly
AUGAGCGAAUUGGAUGGUAAAUCCAAAGUGCGGGUAUUGUUGGCCCAAGCCCUAUUUGGAAAUCCCGAUUUAUUGAUUAUGGAUGAGCCCACCAAUGACUUGGACGUGGAAACCAUUGCUUGGUUGGAAGACUUUUUGGCUCAAUAUGAAAACACGGUUAUUGUGGUAUCGCAUGACCGCCACUUUCUAGACACCGUAUGCACCCAUAUUUGCGACUUAGAUUACAGCAAACUUAACUUAUUUACAGGCAAUUACACGUUUUGGUACCAAGCCAGUCAAUUGGCCACCCGUCAAAAAACCCAACAAAACAAAAAAGCCGAAGAAAAGAAAAAAGAACUUCAAGAGUUUAUUGCACGAUUUAGUUCGAAUGUGGCCAAAGCCAAACAGGCCACUGCCCGUAAAAAAAUGCUGGACAAAUUGGACGUAUCCGAAAUAAAACCCUCAUCAAGACGAUAUCCUGCCAUUAUUUUUGAUCAAGAGCGGGAGGCGGGAGACCAAAUUCUGGAC